Messenger RNA from Tigriopus californicus, 1291 nucleotides. RefSeq names its product galactosylgalactosylxylosylprotein 3-beta-glucuronosyltransferase S-like. The transcript has 4 exons. Gene Ontology annotation, cellular component: Golgi membrane. Bases 65 to 1273 code for a protein of 402 amino acids. Gene Ontology annotation, biological process: chondroitin sulfate proteoglycan biosynthetic process; carbohydrate metabolic process. The record is from RefSeq and is a predicted model, not a curated record. Gene Ontology annotation, molecular function: galactosylgalactosylxylosylprotein 3-beta-glucuronosyltransferase activity. Lineage: Eukaryota; Metazoa; Arthropoda; Copepoda; Harpacticoida; Harpacticidae.
ACAUAAUACCUGCUCCAGAGGGCCACAAUAGAUUGGUGUGACAGAGGAAGUUUCAAAAGGUUCCAUGGAAUCUGUGCGCCUUCUUCGAUUGACGAGUCGAGUUUGGCUUCACAAGUUUGCCCUCGUGUUCCUUACCAUCGUGUUCCUCACUCUCAUCUUCAAAGCCCUGAAGAGUUCCAAACAAACGGCUUCUCAGAACGUCUCAAACGAACGUUACGACGGCGAAAAAGACGACGAGGAUGAGCAUGGUCUUGCCGAAGCCACCUCUUCCGAGAACUAUGGUGUGUGCCAACAGCCCAAUGAGGUGGGGAACAUGUUCCAGGAGUGGAGCAAGACUAACCAAACGCCAUUGAUCAUCAUCACGCCCACCUACGAGCGAUCCGAACAAACAGCCGAGUUGACACGUUUGUCGCAAACUUUGCAGCUCCUCAUUUGGGCCCAGAUGCCUUUGAUUUGGAUUAUCGCCCACGAUUCCAGGGUUUGCCACGAGAAUGUCAGGGCUCUUAUUGACAGAAAACUUGGAUCUAAUCCCUUUGGGAACAGAUUUGAUGAGGCUCAGAAGAAUUACAAUCGCCCUCUCGUUGGAACGCGUCUCCCGGUGACAAUUUUGAGCGCACCGAUGCCUUCGGCAUUCCGAGAUCCCGAGCGAGUUCGACGAUUCGGUCUGCCCAGAGGCGUGGCUGGACGAAGGGCGGCCCUGAGUUGGCUCAUCAAACACACUCGAGCCAAUGAUCCCGGGGUCAUUUAUUUCGCCGACGAUGAUAAUGUGUACGAUCUCGAGGUUUUCGAGGAGAUUUCCAAGACCCAUCGUUUGUCCAUGUUUCCAGUGGGUCUCUUACAGCCUUCAGGGGUGCGAGGUCCUAUUGUGGAUGUCCAUGGACGAGUCAUCGGGUUUCUAGGGGGUCGGAGACCGUUCCGGAUGUUCCCCGUGGAUAUGGCGGGUUUUGCAUUCUCCUUGGCAUUACUGCAUCAGAAAAGGCCUCUGAUGCCAUUUCGAGCAACGAUGGAGGAAGAGGGCUUCUUAAGAGCUUUGGGAGUCGAUUAUGGGGGUAUCGAGCCAUUGGCCAAUAACUGCACCCGAAUCUUGGUGUGGCACACAAUGACAGCCGCUCCCCAAGUGAACUCUUUCCAAAUUCCAAACCCAAGCGGAUACUCAGACACGAACCUGCCUCUUUUGGCUCAAAACAUGGUUGAGCAAGGCCUCAUAAAGGCCGCCAAAGGCUGGUUCAGUCAUGAUAUUCCAACUUGCCUGGGCCAGACUUGCUACACCUAAUUUUCUCUUACCUGAGAC